Capsaspora owczarzaki ATCC 30864 is the source of this 2083-nucleotide messenger RNA. RefSeq lists its product as hypothetical. The transcript has a single exon. The coding region runs from base 196 to 1884 and encodes 562 amino acids. Lineage: Eukaryota; Filasterea; Ministeriida; Capsasporidae. The record is from RefSeq and is a predicted model, not a curated record.
GUUCUUUUUUUCACUUUGUCCGUUUCCUUCCUGUUCCCGUUUUCCCCUUGCAACACUGCUUUGACCCGGUUUUCCCAAGCCGCUUCCUCCUAUUCUUUCAAACUCGGCGCCACCUACCAUCCUCAACCCCACCGAAGCAAAAUUUCGAAGCAAGCCUCAAAGUACAGCAGUAGUUGUGCGUGACGUGACAAAAUAAUGCGGACCUGGGUGCCCGUCCUACUGUCCAUUCUGCCCGCCGGGCUCUCGCUGCUGGUUGGCGCGACGGCAGCCAUCGACUUUGUGCUCUUCCUGGUCACGCUGCUGUGGCUCUUCUAUGUGCUCAAGAAGCCCGAGGACCUGUUCCAGGCGGCCACACUGCGUCGCGCGCAGCUCGCCUCUCAGUCCCAGCCACUCCAUUCCCAGCGCAGCAGUGCAGCAGACGCCUCCUGGGCCACCCCGCCAGCCACGCCAGUCUCGCGUUCAGCCCAACGGGGCUCCUUGUCGUCGUCGUCGUCGUCGUCGUCCCCUUCGUCGGUGCCGCGUCGCAGCUCUGGCGACAAUGCAGAGGCAGCGGGCAUCAUUGCCGGGCGGAUUCCGACGUCUGCUGCUGCUGCUCCAGGCGGCUCUGCGCCGGCGCUCGCAGGCCUUGGCGCACAGCAGACAGUUGGCCCCAGUAGCGCUGGAACGCACCUCCCUCGAGGCGUCUUUGCGGAGACGAGCAGCUCGAGUUCCUCAGCUGCAGCUGCUGCUGCCAAUCAUCACGGCGCGCGAAAGGCGGCUGCUGCUUCCAGCAAUGCGACGAAGGACGCUGCUGAGGCUGGCGACGUCAUCGCGACCGUUUCCGAUGCGCAAAGGCACAAGCUCCGAACGCGAGCUGGAUAUGUGGCUGCGUCGUCCAAUCUGACGGUCGUUUCAGAGGAAAAGCAGCAGACCAAGUCAUCAUCGUCCUCUUUACAAGAGCACAAAGUGUUUGAGCAAGCGUCGUCGAGCAUACGGCGAACGGUUCGAGUUCAAGACGGCGCGACCAACGCCACUGGUUCCGACAGCAUGAUUCAAGAGGAAAUGCUCGAACGCCAGCGCUCUCGCAACCCCGCCCUGUCCUAUGCCACCUACGAUCCAACCGACUCGGAUGAUUUGCUAGAUGACGACGAGACUGGUGCGCCAGUGGCGGUGACUGAAGCGCGCAGGAACCUCCUCGAACAAACCAGCAAGUUGAAGGUGACCCUCCAGCCGCCGCGAAGCUCAAGCGUCGGGAAUAUUGACAGCAGUGAUAAGGAGGCAGACGACGAUGAAACCCAUCGAGAAUACAUCGAGGCGAUGGCUGAGCUCCGAGGGCUCGAACGUCGCGCGCUUGUCACGUCGUUGAUUGCGCCGUUCGUCGGUGCGAUCGGCAUUCAUCUCUUGGGCAGCCAGUCCGAAGGUGUGCUGAUGGCGCUGUUUAGCCCCCGACUCUUCCUUGUGGCCUCGGGCUUGCCACCCUUCCUGCGGCUGUGGAAUACUUGGACGUCUCGGGCGCACGAACUCCAGCAGCAGCUCGACCGGCCCUUGAUUGAAGCAGAGGCGAUGGCCGAGCGCGAAGAUCGCCUCAACACGCAAGUGCACACGCUCGAGCACGAGCUUGCCAGCGUCCAAGGCGAGCUUGUGGCACUCAAGUCGCGUGUCGACUCUUCGCUGCUCAAAAUGACGCGCGUGCUUCGGAACAGCAAGGGCGCCAUUGACAUGCACACGGAAGCAUCCACACAGCGACUCGUCUCGCUCGAGACGCGUCUUGCCGAGAGUGAAAGUCUGUUGAAAUUCGGAGCAACCUCCCUCAGCCCGACCGAGGUGACGUGGUUGUCGCUUUUCCGAUGGGAGCGUCCAUCAGUCAAAGCUGCUCGCUUGCUCAUGCUUCUGUUCCGACGAUGAUUGGAUUUUCUUCAGGAUUUUGUCGUUUUCUUGCUUGUUUUUGAUUCUUGUUUGUUUGUUCACUGUUUGCUUUUAUCGACGUUUUGGCUUUUUCCCCCCCCCCCUUGCUUUGCUUUGCUUUUGAAUCCCCGCUGUUCCGAGUUGUUUGUAUUAUGCACUGUGCGCUUGAGAAUUUAUAUUUUCAUUACUCGCUCACACG